Microthlaspi erraticum is the source of this 879-nucleotide messenger RNA. The record is from the annotation of a GenBank genome assembly. Lineage: Eukaryota; Viridiplantae; Streptophyta; Magnoliopsida; Brassicales; Brassicaceae.
AUGAGUUACGAAGGCAAUGGCGACGGCGUCGCUGUCGCUACCGAUAACAACAACCACAACUACAACCACCACGACGACAACGAGAACUACAUAGCUCUGGAGAGCUCGCCUCAUCCGUCUCUUGGUGGCGAGGACCGUCACGAAAACCCCAAAUCUCGAGAGUCUCCUUAUCUUGCAAAGGAAUCUCCAAGAAGUGACAAGGAUAGAGACAGAGAACGGCAUCUAGAGAAGGACAGUGAACGGGAGAAGAGCAGAGAUAGAGAGAGGGAACGAGAUCGCCGUUAUAGGGACCGUAGUAGCAGAGAGCGUAGUGAGAGAAGGGGACGCCGGAGAGAUGAUUUGGACGAUGAUGAUCAUCGCAUAAGUCGAGACCGUGACAAGAGGAGGUCUCGCGAUCGUGAGAGAGAGGAGAGACACAGGAGACGGUCACGCUCUCGUUCGAGGAGGUCACGCUCUCGCUCUCGUUCAAGAAGGUCUCGGUCAAGGAGGUCUCGCUCUCGCUCAAGGAGCCGCUCUGAUCGUAGGUCAAGAUCAGAACAUAGGCAGAGGUCUGAACAUAGAUCACGUUCACGCUCACGGUCUAAGAGCAAGAGGAUAAGUGGAUUUGAUAUGGCGCCUCCUGCUUCCGCAAUGUUAGCCGCUACUGCUGUUGCUGCUGCAACAGCCCAGGUCCCUAGUUUGCCAACCAAUGCUACUAUUCCAGGAAUGUUCCCCAACAUGUUCCCAACCAUCCCUGGUCAGCUAGGCGCUCUUCCUGUAAUGCCAGUUCAAGCAUNGAGGGGAUCUUGCGGCGAAGUGAUCUUCGCGGCGAGACGGAUCUCUGUGGCGAGACAGAUGGUUUCUUGUAGGGGCAGGCUUGUCCCUACCUUCAGCGGGUAG